Molecule: messenger RNA, 1527 nt
Organism: Aspergillus pseudonomiae
Lineage: Eukaryota; Fungi; Ascomycota; Eurotiomycetes; Eurotiales; Aspergillaceae
Exons: 3
Coding region: 1-1527 (508 amino acids)
Source: RefSeq, a predicted model, not a curated record
AUGGGUCAGUAUACUGAUACCCUUCGUAAGCAGUAUAUCAUUGAGGCCCUUAGACCUAGUUUCGACUGGGCCGAAGAUGUUGAGGAGGCGCUCGAGCAACAGUAUGAGCGUUUGAAAUCUACCCACAGCACCGCCUCGAGUGCUAGGGUGGGCAAUAGAUCCGAAACACUGGGCGAUACUGAUACCCCCAUCUCUUCUCAGCUAGGAACUGACAGCUCCCGGGCUAGGGGACAAAAUCGUCUAACGCGAUAUCGACACGGGAGCAAAGGUCGCCAUGGAAAAGGGAAAGAGGUAGAGCCAGCCUCGGAACCAUGUAUACCUACUGUGAGCACUUCACCCCAUGUCAGAGAAGAUCAUGAGAACGACCUAUAUUAUAGCUAUGACUACAACGAGGAGAUUGCACAGAUGCAGACUGAACUUGACGAAGAGUUUAUGUUUCGCAAUGAUUGUAUGGCACAUGACGAACAAAGACUUAUACACCAUUUCAACUGGUUCGGUCACCCGAUGUACGAACCCAGUGGGACGCCUCCAGCGAUCUCCCUUCUUUUCCAACUGGCAGACCCAAAGAUGCCCAAGCCCAGAGACGAGCUUCGCGUUCAGUCUAUCUUUGCGAGGGCCUUGAUGUUCAUCGACCCAGUUCUUGUUGAACUUGAGAAUGGUCUGCAGGAUCUGGACCGAGAAGGCUUCGAUCUCGUUCGAUGGGCUACUGGCCGCGUUUCCAAGUUCUAUACCUUACAUGGCCGAUGGAAGGAAGAUUGGUUUGAAUGGGAUGAAUGCAGGUCUCCAGAUUCGGGAUUUCUCGAACUGUAUCAAAGUAGAUCUCUGGCCUGUGGCAACGGCUUCAUUAGCCUUUGCAACAUACGAUCAAGGCAGCAGUGGGCAUCUCACAAGGCUCAGCUUCAAGAGCAAUAUGACAAAGCUUGCCGACUCGCAGCACAGAAUUUCUAUCAAAAGAGACAAUGCAGGACCUAUAAACCUUCUUUGCUGAGACAGUCCAUGAAUCUGAAAGAUUUGGAAUGGGCUGCAGGUGAGACAUCUGCUUUAAAUCGCCAGGGAUUUAUGCUAAUCGAUGACAUUAAAGACGAUCGUAUAGAGCCACUCAGCGAUAGCUCAAUCCAUGAGCAAGAGUACGAUACGCUCUCCGAGGCCUUUCUUGAUGAUAGCGACGAAGAAAGUUGCGAUAUGCGAUGUAGAGAAACAGAUGCUAACGACCGUAGGAAAGGAACGCAACAAACAAAGACCCAGCGUUUCGAAAUCCAUACCACAGCUGAUCAGACCUACGAAGAACGGCCGGGUUUUAUCACAUCCCAGCAUGCAACGGAUUCAACCGACACCUGGGAAGCCCUCAGCAGGACGCCAGGCGGCGGCCGAAAGAAAGCCUCUCUUAAGAAGACCCGCCUUGAACGUUGGAAGUACAACCUAAGUUCCUGGAAACUGGGAUUGAAGAUAAAGAUUUCCGAACGCCGUCGGACUUUAUAUACCAAGGCUCAGAAUGCAUUCGGACCAAAGGAGUUCACGCGUUACUGA